Molecule: messenger RNA, 678 nt
Organism: Raphanus sativus (radish)
Lineage: Eukaryota; Viridiplantae; Streptophyta; Magnoliopsida; Brassicales; Brassicaceae
Exons: 2
Coding region: 112-390 (92 amino acids)
Source: RefSeq, a predicted model, not a curated record
GUUCCGUCUAUUUAACUAAAGCUAUUGGUUGAAGCGUCCGUUUUUGGGAGGUAGGUUUGUUGUGCAGUCUCUCUCUCCUCUCUUCUUUUCUUUCUCUUCCUGCUUGCUCAAAUGGCCGGCCUGAGAUGGAGAGAGUUGUGGAACACGGUUGCGUUCCCCACCCGGCGAGUCUGGAAUCGUUUCACCGUUCACGUCGGAUUACGCCACAGUGGACUCUUGAGGUUACAAAACGACGUGAGUUCGUGCGAGUACGAAGACAUUCACAUCAUGUGGAAUCUGUUGCACAAGAUUGAAGAUUCGACACAAACACCGACACGUGUUGCACGGAUCAAACAAAGGAAGAAAGCUUGUUGGAAUCUCUUCGGUUCAUAUCUUUGCCAAAGAUUCUGAUUAUACAACAUAUAUAACCUAAAAUCUUUCCAAAGCCAUAGUUGUAAUUUGUGAGAGCCUUGACGGGUCCCCUGCAAGUGUGGUGAGGAUAUUGACAAAUUUCGCAAAAGAAUAAACUCCGAGGUUGUACAGUUUUAGCUGUUAUAUUUCCAUGGCAUUCCUCUCUGUAUGUUAUCUAAAUAUCUAUGAGUAUCACAAUCAAUUGAGUGUUGUUGUAUGUAGUAUGAUACAAAUGCUUCCCAUAGUUCAAUAUUACUAUAUUCAUCAAUAAAUUUUCUUUCUUCUGAA